UAAUUGUAAAUUGUUGAAUCUCGACUAAAUAUUGCGGGAAUGAUAAUUCAGAAUACCGAAUGUCAACAGUUUCUUGAUCCAAGCCGACCGCAGACGCGUUGCAACCGAAGGCUAUGAAAAUGUCAGGAUCAUCGAAGAGCGAGAACGAGUUGGAAACGAUCUACGAAUCACUCCUGAACAUAAUGUUAGUCGCUAGUCUCUUGUUAGUGGCGGCAAGGUGGCUCUUCAAGACGACCAAGCGGGAGGAUCUCAUGCCAGCGACAAAAUCCUACUCUAUCCAACCGACGUCAUUCGCCGCGGUGCCACCGCCUAAGAAUUCCUUCAUUAAGAAAUUAAAGGCCUCCGGACAAAGUUUAGUAGUAUUCUAUGGCAGCCAGACGGGUACUGCUGAAAAAUUCGCAAAUAUCCUUGCUAAGGAGAGCAUCAGAUACAAGAUGAAGGGUAUGGUGGCCGAUCCCGAGAAAUGCGAUAUGGAAGAACUGGUACACCUGAAGACUAUCCGCAACAAUUUAGCAGUGUUUUGUUUGGCUACUUAUGGCGAGGGUAAUCCCACUGAUAAUGCAAUGGAGUUCAUUGAUUGGCUCAAGAACAGUGACGACGAUCUCACAGGACUAAAUUACGCGGUAUUUGGACUGGGUAACAAGAUUUACAAUUAUUAUAAUGAAAUAGGCGUAUAUGUGGAUAAUAGAUUGGAGCAACUGGGUGCUACGCGCGUUAUCAAGCUGGGUCUUGGGGAUGAUAACGCAAACAUAGAGGAUGAUUUUAUCACGUGGAAAGAUAAAUUUUGGCCGGCCGUCUGUGAAUUCUUUGGCAUCAAGGAAACUGGCGAGAAUGUUAGUAUUCGACACUACAAGCUCACAGAGCACGCGAAUCUGCCGACCGAUUGCAUCUACACCGGAGAGAUCGCGCGUCUUCAUUCCUUCACAAAUCAGAAACCGCCGUAUGAUGCGGCAAACCCAUUUUUGGCUCCUAUGAUAAUGAAUCGCCAAUUACAUGGUCCAGCGUCAAACAGAUCGUGCAUGCAUAUAGAGUUCAACAUCGACGGUUCUAAGAUGCAUUACGAGACUGGCGAUCACUUAGCCGUGUAUCCUGUGAACAAUCCAGAGCUAGUAAACAAAAUUGGCAAACAAAUCGGUGUGAAUCUGAAUAAUGUUUUUUCCCUCACAAAUACAGAUGAAGAAUUUACGAAGAAGCCAUUCCCUUGCCCUUGUAGCUACAGGACUGCUUUGACACAUUAUUUAGACAUUACAAGUAACCCGCGCACCUACGUUCUUAAAGAGUUGGCGGAGUACGCCGCUGAUCCCACAGAAAAGGAAAAGCUGAAACUGAUGGCGUCGACCAGCGUGGAAGGCAAAGCGGCUUAUCAACAAUGGAUAAUUCAAGAGAAUCGCAACAUUGUGCAUAUACUGGAGGAUAUUCACAGUUUAAAGCCACCAUUAGAUCAUUUGUGCGAAAUUUUGCCACGAUUACAGUGUCGAUACUAUUCAAUAUCCUCGUCUCCGAAGAUUUAUCCAACUUCAGUUCAUAUUACGGCACUGGUGGUGGAAUAUAAAACUCCGACCGGCAGAAUAAACAAGGGUGUGACGACCACCUGGUUGAAGAAGAAACAUCCCUCCGAUCCGCCCUGUCUUAUACCAAUUUUUGUAAGAAAGUCCGAGUUCCGUUUGCCGACAUGCCCGAGUACUCCUAUCGUCAUGAUUGGUCCGGGCACUGGUCUAGCGCCAUUCAGAGGUUUUAUACAAGAACGGGAUUUUGCGAGAAAAGAAGGUAAAGAGGUGGGCGAUACGAUACUGUACUUCGGAUGCAGAAAAAGUCAAGAGGAUUUUAUUUAUUGUGAUGAGUUAGAAGAAUAUGUGAAAAGUGGCUUAUUAACGUUACAUUCUGCGUUCAGCAGAGAGCAAGCGCAAAAAAUCUACGUCACACAUUUGCUCGAAAACAACAAGGAAGAAUUGUGGCGUGUCAUGGGUGAACAAAAUGGACAUGUUUACGUUUGUGGAGAUGCGAAAAAUAUGGCUCAAGACGUGCACAACAUAUUACUCAAAAUAGUUAAGGAACGUGGCAAUAUGUCAGAAGUUAAUGCCGCAAAUUACAUUAAGAAGAUGGAAUUGCAGAAGCGAUACUGUCGUGAUGUUUGGAGUUAGGCCAUAUUAAUGCUAUCAUAAAGAAAUAUCCCGGGGUAACGGGUAGAUACUUCCUGCGAACCCGGCAGAGAACAGAUUUACCUCAGGAUGAAGCGCUCCUGCCCACGUAAGCUCCUGAUCUUCCUCCACUCCCUAACCGGAGGGGGCAGGUCCUCUCAACCUAGAUUCCAUCCAUUCCCAAACUAUUCUUUUACAUUUCCUAACCCUGACGGAGGACAGCAGUAGCCAUCGGUACUCGUCGAGGGCAACAAAGAAGGACUUUGUCAAUGACCUUAAAAGAGAUGCAAAAAGACGGGGAUCCCGCUCUACCUUACAAUACUGAGAUGCAGAAAGGCAGGAGAAUCCAUUGCAUCAUAUAGGGAAGACCGGGGCAAAUCGUUAGACGGGUAAUUCGAUAAUUGGAAACAUUUUUUUAUGUGUACAUAUUAAACAUUUACUUUAAACACUGUAAACAUGUCCUAACCCAAGGAACACAACAUAGUCAAAAUGACGUCAUUUUGACGUCAAAAUUACAUCACAGCAGUGUUACGUCCUGCGGAGUAACGAUUCUUUCCUUCGCAAC
Solenopsis invicta (red fire ant) is the source of this 2703-nucleotide messenger RNA. RefSeq names its product NADPH--cytochrome P450 reductase-like. The coding region runs from base 114 to 2141 and encodes 675 amino acids. Lineage: Eukaryota; Metazoa; Arthropoda; Insecta; Hymenoptera; Formicidae. The transcript has a single exon. The record is from RefSeq and is a predicted model, not a curated record. Gene Ontology annotation, cellular component: cytosol. Gene Ontology annotation, molecular function: NADPH-hemoprotein reductase activity; FMN binding; flavin adenine dinucleotide binding. Gene Ontology annotation, biological process: response to hormone.